AAUUAUGUUUAUGUUUGCUCCUAUAUUGGACAAGAGAGUAUUUAAAAUCCUUGGAUGCCAAUAAUGGUUUACCAAGUGUGUGGCCAAAGGCCCAAAACACAACAAAGCACCUUCACAGGUUAUGAAGGAAACUCAUCACAGGAUUCACAUCCUACCUCUCAAUAAAGUUUCACGGAUUUCCUCAUUCUCAGGCUUUUUUCGUUCCUCCUCCUAGGCUCCUAUUUCAUCAAUUUUUCAAGAACAACAAAAACAAAAGAAUUUAAAAAUAAAGAUAAAUAAAACACAAAACCCAAUCAUCAGAUCAUAUCAUCAUCAUCACCGUUUCCGAACAAUAAUUCGCCAAUGAAAAAUCAAUGUCUUUCGCGAUACGAACACUGGUCUUCUUCAUAUGCGUUUUCCUGAUCACAAUGCCGGCGACCAUAUCGGUCUCUGACGAGGAGGUGUUGUUGAGAGUUAAAAAAUCCCUGAAAAACGCCGCAGCUCUGGCUUCUUGGAAGGCCGGGACAGACCCCUGCGACAUGAAGAAUCAAUGGGCCGGCGUCGUCUGCACAAAUAACAUCGUCACCGGCCUCCGUCUCGGCGGGAUGGGACUUUCCGGCGAAAUCGACGUACAAGCGUUGUCCCAAAUCCCCGGACUCAGAACUCUGUCUCUCAUCCACAAUUCCUUUGCCGGUCCGAUCCCGGAGUUCAACCAAAUCGGCGCCCUCAAGGCUCUUUACAUCUCGAGAAACCAGUUUUCCGGCAACAUCCCCUCCGACUUCUUUACCAAAAUGGGAUCCAUGAAGAAAGUCUGGCUCUCCGACAACAAGUUCACCGGCCCAAUCCCUUCUUCCCUUGCUGGGUUACCCAGGAUUUUAGAAAUACACCUGGAAAACAACCGGUUCUCCGGCGAAAUCCCGGAGUUUAAACAGAAAACGUUGGUAUCAUUAGACUUCUCCAACAAUAAUCUCCAAGGAGAAAUCCCUGCUGGCUUAUCGUCAAGGUUCAACAGUUCUUCCUUCAAAGGGAAUCCCGGACUUUGCAGCAUACAAGUAUUGGGCAAGCCUUGCCAAGAUAUGGUUUCGAGCGGCAGAACAAAUGAUGACGUCACUCAGAUGGUCGGAAAAUCAAGAAACAAUAAGAUCUCAUCGGCACCGGCAGCCACAAACGACGGCAGAUCGAACAACAACAUCUCAUCACCCGGAAAAGAGACGACGGCUGUAGCCCCCGACGUCGAUGAAGGUAAGGCAAAAAAUGUCUCGAUCGGAAUGAUGGCGGCCUCCGGCAUUAUACUUGCGCUAAUGCUCAUAGGGAUAGCCAUCUUGAAGCGGAGGCAGGAGACGCUUGAAAUGAUGAUGAUUCCAGAGGACCCAUCGGUGAUGAGCGGCGGCGGGGAGCUAAGCGGCCGGAGAAGCGGAAGCUCUGUUCGAAUAAUUUCGGGCAGUGACCGACGAGGAGGGAAGGGAGGAGUUGGGGAACUAGUAAUGGUGAAUGAUGAGAAAGGUGCGUUUGGGUUGCCGGAUUUGAUGACAGCGGCGGCGGAGGUGAUGGGAGAUGGGACGAUGGGGUCAUCUUAUAAGGCCACGAUGACCAACGGCACGGCGGUGGUGGUGAGGAGAGUGAAAGAAAUGAACGGCGUGGGAUUAGAGGACUUUGAUCUUGAGCUUCGGCGACUAGGCGGGUUAAGGCACAAGAAUAUCUUAACCCCAUUGGCUUAUUAUUAUCGCAAGGAAGAGAAACUUUUGGUCUAUGAAUUCAUGCCCAAAGGCAGCUUACUUUAUGUACUCCAUGGUGAUCGAGGGACUACCCAUUCAGAGUUAAAUUGGCAAACUCGACUGAACAUUGUAUCAGGAAUUGCUCAAGGAUUGGGUUUUCUCCAUGAAGAGCUACAUUCAUACCAAGUACCACAUGGAGAUCUGCAAUCCAGCAAUAUUCUUUUGACCCAAGACUACGAGCCGCGCCUCUCCAAUUACGGCUAUGUUUCGCUGAUAAACACCGCCAACGCCGCCGAAUCACUCAUGGCUUUCCGGUCCCCAGAAGCUCUCCAGUUCAAUCAGGUGUCUCCCAAAUCCGACGUCUAUUGCCUUGGCAUAGUAAUUCUCGAAGUCGUCACCGGCAAAUUCCCGUCGGAGUAUUUGAACAACGGGAACGGCGGUACUGACGUGGUGCAGUGGGUGAAAUCGGCCAUAGCCGAUGGAAGAGAAGACGAGGUCUUAGAUCCGGAGAUUGCGGCCGACUCGAGAUGCUCGACGGAGCAAAUGCGGCGGCUCCUGCACGUCGGCGAGGCUUGCGCGGAAAGUAAUCCAGACCGGCGGCUUGAUCUUAGAGAAGCGAUUAGGAGGAUAGAGGAAAUCAUAAACGGCGCCGAUGGAGGAGUGGGGCCCGAUCCGAGAUCUGCCUACGAUAUGCCGUCGCUGCGAGAUGGAUAUGCUCAUCAAGUUGAAGAAGGUCGCGGUGUCGGCGCCGUUACCGACGACGGGAAGUCACUGCAGUAGACCUUGCUCUGUUCUGGGUGGGACCAAGUUGUCAGAUUUUUGUUCUUUUUGUCCUGAAAAGGAAAACAAACGGAGAAAUAGUUUAUUUUUAAAGUGAAACUAAUUAGUUCUGUAUACGUAUUUACUACUCCGUAAUUCCGUAUGUAUGUAUGUAUGAGUAGGAUUAGGUUAUUACAGUACAAAAGAGUACGCAGAAUCAUGUAAAUGUAAUUAGUGAAGAUUCUAAUCCACAAGUCCGUAAACACAUAAUACUGGCAACCUGCAAGCACCAAACAACCCUUAUCGAAACUACAUG
This is a messenger RNA of Cuscuta europaea, 2769 nucleotides long. NCBI's taxonomy places the organism in Eukaryota, Viridiplantae, Streptophyta, Magnoliopsida, Solanales, Convolvulaceae. The record is from the annotation of a GenBank genome assembly.